AUGUUCUACAUAAAUGAACGAGAGCGUGCGGACCUACCAUAUCACCACGUCAUCAAAUACGACGACAACGGCGACUUCGUCACCCCACCGGCCGACAUACGUCUGUCAAAUGCACUGGGUUUCCUGGUAACUGCUACCGACACCCCAAUUCUACACCCCGAUUCCCGGUCGCCAUGCAAGGUGGCCUGCGGAUUUCAGCCCCAUGGGUGCUAUCUAUCCCGAGAGAUGGUCAGUCGGUCUCCCAGUUGUCAUGUGGGCUUUCCGAAUCGUAUUCCUGCCGGUGCACGGCGACUAUUAUCUGUUGUGCGGGACUCCUCUUCGACACUACAGCAAGAGCUCCCUCUUGGUACCCUGAUCGGAUGA
Penicillium concentricum is the source of this 363-nucleotide messenger RNA. RefSeq lists its product as uncharacterized. The transcript has a single exon. Lineage: Eukaryota; Fungi; Ascomycota; Eurotiomycetes; Eurotiales; Aspergillaceae. The record is from RefSeq and is a predicted model, not a curated record. Bases 1 to 363 code for a protein of 120 amino acids.